Nerophis ophidion (straightnose pipefish) is the source of this 9574-nucleotide messenger RNA. Its product is annotated as sodium/potassium/calcium exchanger 3-like. Bases 122 to 2056 code for a protein of 644 amino acids. The transcript has 17 exons. Gene Ontology annotation, biological process: intracellular calcium ion homeostasis; calcium ion transmembrane transport. NCBI's taxonomy places the organism in Eukaryota, Metazoa, Chordata, Actinopteri, Syngnathiformes, Syngnathidae. Gene Ontology annotation, cellular component: membrane. Gene Ontology annotation, molecular function: calcium channel activity; calcium, potassium:sodium antiporter activity. The record is from RefSeq and is a predicted model, not a curated record.
CGCCAAGAAGACAGUCACAUCUGUACCUGCAGCUCUCAUCACACCUUCUUUCUGCACCACCACCAGCACCAGCAGCACCAUCCGGGCAUCCACCGGAACCCUCGCCGGAAACAAGCGUGUCAUGGCCCGCGUGGAGGGAGAAGGGAUGCCAGAGACAACCGUCGGAGUCGGAGUGAUGCUGAGCCGGCGGAGGAGCAAAGGCAGGCGGAGAAAGCGAAAGGAGUUGUUCGCUGUCCAGAUGUGCUUUACGGGCUUUCUACUGGGACUCGUCGCCGGGCUCCAGAAGGUUACACAACACGGAGCAAACCAUGUUUCCAUUUCCACAAAGCUGGAGGAGACCAGGUGGGACAGUCGUCACCUUCUCCAAGAUUUUUAUGACAACCAGUCCAAGCCGUUCUCAGAGAUUGACAAAAACUGCACCGAACCAGCUAUCCACGAGUUCCCCAGAGAUUACUUCACCAACCAGGAGCGCAUGGAUGGAGCCGUGGGCUUCCAUGUCCUCUGUGCGGUCUACAUGUUCUACGCGCUGGCCUUAGUGUGCGAUGAUUACUUCGUUCCCUCCCUCGACAAGAUAUGUGAGCGACUUCAGCUGAGUGAGGAUGUUGCAGGGGCGACCUUCAUGGCAGCGGGCAGUUCAGCUCCUGAACUCUUCACCUCGGUCAUAGGAGUGUUCAUUACGAAAGGAGAUGUCGGGGUUGGCACCAUUGUCGGCUCGGCUGUCUUCAAUAUCCUGGUUAUUAUUGGAGUAUGCGGGAUAUUUGCUGUGCAGACGAUCCAUCUGUCCUGCUGGCCACUGCUCAGAGAUUCUGUCUACUACACCCUCUCUAUCUCCGCUCUUAUUGUGUUCAUCUAUGAUGAAAAAGUUGUUUGGUGGGAAGCUCUCACGUUAAUUCUGAUGUAUUUCGUCUAUAUUUUGAUCAUGAAACUGAACUCCCAUGUCGUUCGUUUUCUGGAGAGGAAGAAGAAAUACUCAUCCAGUGUAAGGAAUGGAGCGGCUAAUGGCGAACUGGACGAUGGCUCGGAUGCGACUGCCGUCCUGUUGAAGAAUGCAAACCACCACAGGAAGACGUCAGUGCUGAUGGUUGACGAGUUGCUGUCAGCAUACCCCCACCAACUGUCUUUCUCAGAGGCUGGCAUGAGAAUUAUGAUCACCAGCCACUUCUCCCCCAGAACUCGCCUGACCAUGGCCUCCAGAAUGCUCAUCACUGAGAGGCAGCGUCUAAUCAACACCCGGACUUUGACCAAUGGGGACUCAGAUGUUCCGGUGAAAGGAGGGGACAGGCGUGCCACGGAAAACGGGCUGGCUGGGGUCGAGAGGGGUGCUGGCGUGCGAGAUCACGAGACGGGCAACGAUACGGAGAACGAAGACAACGAGAACAACGAGAAUGACGAAGAGGAGGAGGAAGAGGAUGGAGAAGGGCCGUUUGUGCCCUUCAAGUGUCCAGGCGGUGUGUUUAACAAACUAAAGUGGCUACUCGCCUGGCCUCUGUGUCUACUGCUCUACUUCACCGUGCCCAACUGCGCCACACCUCGCUGGGAGAACUGGUUCAUGCUGUCCUUCGUUUUUUCUACCCUGUGGAUUGCUGCCUUUUCCUACAUCAUGGUGUGGAUGGUUACAGUGAUUGGCUUCACUCUCGGCAUCCCGGAUGUCAUCAUGGGCAUCACCUUCCUGGCAGCGGGUACCAGCGUCCCUGAUUGUAUGGCCAGCCUCAUCGUGGCUAGACAAGGAAUGGGUGACAUGGCAGUGUCCAACUCCAUCGGCAGUAACGUCUUUGACAUCCUGGUGGGCCUUGGCCUCCCCUGGGCCCUGAAGACCCUCGCUAUUAACUACGGCUCUGAUAUCAAAUUAAACAGCAAAGGUUUGAUUUUUUCCGUCGGGCUUCUGUUGGCUUCCGUGUUCCUGACGGUCAUGGGGGUUCACCUCAACAAAUGGACGCUGGACAAACGUCUCGGUUUCACGUGUCUUCUUUUCUACUCGGUCUUCUUGUGCUUCUCCUGCCUCAUUGAGUACAAUAUCUUCAUAUUUGUCAACCUGCCAACCUGCAGGGAUGACUGACGCACACGCACACAAACACACACACACACACACACUGAGAUACACGCACACACUUGAAGGUGAAAGGUUUUUUUGUCUGACACCAGGAUGUAAUUACCAGGAAGAAUUAUGUGCAAAUACUUACCCACUUUUAUCAUGUUUUAUUGUAUUUAUGUAGUAGGACUACAUUACUACUAGGAAUCAGUGCAAUACGAAGCUUCACUGGUCUGUGUUAGCUCAUACGAGGAGGACUAACUGGACUGCCAAUGGACGCCAGGAGCGACAACCCCCACAUGUUUUUGCUGUGGGGGACUUUUAUUUUGAAACGUUGACUGGCCGCUACAUUUCCCUGCUUGGAAGCGCGGGUGUUUACGUCUACAAGUCACAAUACCGCAUUGACCCCAAUAUAAGACCAUAUUUGUUUUCCCGCCACCACUAAUAGAUUGCAGUCCUGUGGGACACAUGCACUUAAAAUAAACAUUAAUGAUUUUUAAAAAAGUAAGCUUUUGGAAGUAAGCUUACCUGACCGGCAGCCAUUUUGGAGAAAUCCGGGCAUCGUUAUAUGACCACCACUCCAAAAUGUCAUAUAUUGUGGUUUUAUACUCAGGUCAAUGCUGUCAUUAUAUGUGAUCGGUGAGUAGAAGAGUGCGGUUUAGCACUCACCUGUUAAAAAUGUAUUGUGUAAUGUAAUGUGUUAAGGGACACAUAUUUGACAGUAUAUAUUAUACAUACAAAUAUAAAUUUUUAGAUUGAAUAAUGCAUCUUAAGGCUGUAUUAACACUGCAGGUUUUGAUUCCCAAUUCAGAUUUUUUUUUUUAAAUCUGAUCUUUUUUGUGUAGUCGUUUACGUUACAAAAAAUAAUGUGACGCCUACUAUGAUCAGAAUGGUUCCGUGACGUGUCACUAAUGUAAACAUGGCUACAAUUCGAUUGUGGCACUUUCAAGGGUUUUUGCGUGGAUAUUGUAAGGAUGAGGGCAAAGAUUUCCUAUCUGUCAAUUUUUUGUGGUUAGGUCUGAGCGUAAGCGACCUGUUUAGUCACUGCUUCCCUUUGCACCCGGUUUUCUGAAGUUGGGAAUGGAAGUGUCUGACAUUUUACACAAACAGUGUUAAUUUAGUUGGCUAAAAAUGUUUGUCUUAGUUAUCGUCAUUUGGGUUAAUUUUGGCAGCAGUUUUAAUUUAGUUAAAAAGGAACUGCACUUCUGUGGGAAUUUUGCCUUUCGUUCACAAUCAUGGAUGUUUAGUUUUUUUUAUGCAUUCGAGCCCGUAUAUAAAAGUCUGCUAACAAUGGAGACUAUGGGAGACGCGCAACUACGCCUGCAAAACCUUUGAAAAAACAUCCAAACACCUCCAUUGAAGUUUUAUAUACAUCAGGGGUCACCAACGCGGUGCCCAUGGGCACCAGGUAGCCCGUAAGGACCAGAUGAGUAGCCCGCUGGCCUGUUCUAGAAAUAGCUCAAAUAGCAGCACUUACCAGUGAGCUGCCUCUAUUUUUUAAUUUUAUUUAUUUACUAGCAAGCUGGUCUCGCUUUGCUUGACAUUUUUAAUUCUAAGAGAGACAAAACUCAAAUAGAAUUUGAAAAUCCAAGAAAAUAUUUUAAAGACUUGGUCUUCACUUGUUUAAAUAAAUUAUUAUUUUUUUUUUUUACUUUGCUUCUUAUAACUUUCAGAAAGACAAUUUUAGAGAAAAAAUACAACCUUAAAAUGAUUUUAGGACAUAUAGCUUUUUACCUUUUAAAUUCCUUCCUCUUCUUUCCUGACAAUUUAAAUCAAUGUUCAAGUAUUUUUUUAAUUUUUUUAUUGUAAAGAAUAAUAAAUACAUUUUAAUUUAAUUCUUCAUUUUAGCUUCUGUUUUUUUGACGAAGAAUAUUUGUGGAAUAUUUCUUCAAACUUAUGAUUAAAAUUCCAAACAAUUAUUCCGGAAAAUCUAGAAAAUCUGUAGAAUGUCAUCAUAAUUCUAAAAUUAAUCUUAAUCCGGAAAAAUUACUAAUGAUGUUCCAUAAAUUAUUUUUUUAAUUUUUUCCAAAAGAUUCAAAUUAGCUAGUUUUUUUCUUCUUUUUUUCGCUAAAUUUUGAAUUUUAAAGAGUCAAGAUUGAAGAUAAACUGUUUCUCAAAAUUUAAUUUUCAUUUUUUUGUGUUUUCUCCUCUUUUAAACCGUUCAAUUAAGUGUUUUUUUUUCAUUAUUUAUUCCCUACAAAAAACCUUCCGUAAGAGGAAAAAUAAAUGUUCGACAGAAUGACAGAAAGCAAUACCCAUUUUUUUUAUAUAUAUAGAUUUAUUUAUUAAGGGUAAAUUGGCUAAUUCUGGCAAUUUAUUUAAGUGUGUAUCAAACUGGUAGCCCUUCACAUUAAUCAGUACCCAAGAAGUAGCUCUUGGUUUCAAAAAGGUUGGUGACCCCUGAUAUACAUGAUGUAAGUAUUUAGGUAAUGUAGUAACGGGUAUAUUUAUACGAACAUUUAAUAUUCACGCAUUUUGAUCAUUUUAAGCAUUAAUUUCCAAAACUCAUCACAAUGUUUUUACGACGAUUACUGACUGCAGAUUUUAUGAGAGCCAACAAACAUAAUAGAACAUCAAAAACUGUACAAGGUCUGCUGUCAUUAGGAUGCCGACUGCUGGGAUGUUCAUAUAUUCCCAUUUGGAUGAGGAAUGUCUCAUAAUCCUCAUGAAAAAGCGGGGUUGGGGGACCAAGCGUCUUUUUAUGUUGUUUUACCCAUGUCUUACCAGUGUCUUACAUGGCUGUAAAAGUGUACCAACUUGUUGAAAUACCUACUCAGACUUUUAAUGUCCAGGUGAGAUGCAAGAUUUAUGCACUAGAAUACAUUUACAGUGAGCAAGAAAGCUAGGAAGCAGCAGACCACUGGAUGAUGUAAACAUAGGGAGACACGGUAGUGAUCACGACGCCGCUAUAAAUAGUUUGUCUGCGUUAGCGCUUAUAAUAACAAUAUCACUAAUACUUGGUUGAUAUUCAAGUCAUGAAAUGUAAAUGGAGUAUUGUUGGCGCUUUUUCAAUGGCUUUUUAUUGGAUUUUAUGGGCGAAAUACUGAAGCUCCCAUUUUUUUAAAAAGUGCAGUUAACCUAUAAAGCAGUGGUUCUUAACCUUGUUUGAGGUACCGAACCCCACCAGUUUCAUAUGCACAUUCACCAAACUCUUCUUUAGUGAAAAAUAAAAUGUUUUUUAAAUUCAAGACAAAGUUAUAUGUUUUUGGGAACACUUUAGUAUGGGUAACAUAUUCUAAGUAACAAAGACUUAAUUUAGAGUUAUUUGAACACUAGGGGAACAUAUUCUAAGUAAUAAAGACUUAAUUUAGAGUUAUUUGGUUAGGGUUGCCAAAUAAGGCAUUAAUAAGUACUUAAUAAUGCUUAGUUAAGAGUCAAUAUGUUACUAAUUUUUAUGUUAAUAAGGAACUGAUUAACGGUGAAUAAGUUCCCAAUACUAAAGUGUUACCAUGUUUUUUUUUUUUACUGGUGCACAAAAUUAACCGUGCAUGAACAUCACCUUGUUCAAACAAUAAAACUAAGACAGUGCAUAACCUCACAACAAAUGACACACCUGCAAAUCAGUCAGCUGUUGCCGUAUCCGUAAUACGCCGAUAGGGAGAAGUUUGUAUUAACACGAUGAUUCGGGUGUGUUUUGACCUCCGCCGAACCCCUGAGGCCGACUCACCGAACCCCUAGGUUUCGAUUGAACCCAGGUUAAGAACCACUGCUCUAGAGUCACAGUCUUUUAAAGAAAAUGUAUUUUGGUUUGUAAUAGUUUAGUCAUCCAAAUUGAUUUAGUUUCAGUCUACUUUUAGUCAACUAAAUUCGUCAACAUUUUAGUCGACUAAAAUGUAAAAAGUACAAAGAUAACAAGUCUUUGAAGUUGUCUUGAAACCACGUUUAGCAAGGUGGUUGUGGAGCAUCUCAAUAAGUAAACUCAUAGCAAGAACUGCUUUAGUCAGAAGAAAAUAGAGCAGCUCAAUAAAUGGGAUGGUGUCAGUGACGCUGCUUCUUCGUCCACCAUUUGUUUUCACGCUUUAUUUAUUUGUUUGUUUUUCGAUGACGAAUGCGUCGGCCGAGCGCGACCCAAACAAACCCGACCCAAACAUUCCGAUCCAUCCGAUAAAUAUCGAAUUCAUUAUUUAUUAUCAGAUUUGCAAAAAAAAUCGUAAUCGAUAUGAAAUGAUCUGAUACAUGGGCGCAUAAUAUCGGAAUUGACCUGCAGUGUGAACUUAGCCUCCUAACAACACAUUUCACUAUGAAGGGUGAUUCCACUAAAUCCAAACGGCAUUAUUAAUUAUUAUUAUUAUUUGUGUGACGCUGCUGUUCCUAUGUUUUGUAUUUGAAUGAAUUUAUUGGCUUUUUGGGGGCUUUCUGUCCACUUUUGUAAAUAUUUUCUGUAAAUAGCCCUGGAUGGCUCCUGUGUCAUUUAUAAAUGUCAAAGGCACAUUUCUGUCUGAUUCUAGCCUCGCUGGAAUCUACUCUUUAAGGCAGUAACUUUACAGAUGCUGUUUUGAUUUAGAUUUCCCCGUGUGUUGGUGUUAGAAUAGGUAAAAAAUAAAAAUAAAAAGCAACCUUGCACUGAAGGGUCUACUGUAGCUUUAGACCAGGGGUGUCCAAACUUUUUGACUGGAGGUAAAAUCAUUUGAGCAGGUUGUGUUGACUUUUUGGAGUUGGUUGAAUUGUUAUUUUUUUCCCACACCAUGACUAGGAAAGGUUGUUUGGAUUGGGUUGUAUCAGUUAAAGCUGUGCUUGUGAUCCUAAGAAUGUAAACACCAUGGUCACUGACUUAAGUUUGUCAUGUCGUCUACAAGAUUGUGCCAUUUUGCCACCUGUCAGACCCCUGGGGGUUUAAAUAUAAUGAGAAAGCACAGCCAUGUUAGCUUAUUUGAAAUUUAACUUGUGCCGUCGUCUCGCGAGCCAAACUGAGGAUGCCGGCCGGCCGGGGUUUGGACACUCCUGCUGUGGAGGAAAGCGGUGACUCUUUACUAAGAAGCGCGCUGAUCAUAAGGACGUGGUUCCUUGUAAGAUGGAGUGCUUUUGAUGUCGAAGAUGCUCAGCAAACAGAAGACGUCUUUGGUGGACACAUGUCCUGGCUUCAAGAUGAAAUACGACAUUUGUCCUACGGUAGCUGGAAUUCUUUGUAUUUUGUAUGGCCUGUAGAUUUGUCCAGACUUGGUAGGUUUGUGCUACAUGAAUAUUUGUACUGGUUUUUAGAGCAUGAACAAAACAGUUCCUGUGGAUUUGAUCUCCAUUAAGAGCGACAGAAUUUACGCCUCAAGGACUCUGACACAGUAUCCGUCUGCUUUUGCAACUUUAAAAUGCAUGUUAUAUUAUUUUCCCUACAUUGUUUUCUAUGAUAUGAUUAUUAGACCAUCUUUUUUACUUUUGAAAGUACUUUUUUCUGUUUUAAUGAAUACAUGUUGGAGGAAAUCAGUGUUAAAUAUAAUGCAAUAACCAUGAUCAUGCCAAAAUGUAAAUAUAAUACUUCAAAGAACCAAGUGAAACAGUUCAAACAGGCUGAAGUGAUAAUAAUAGAAUAUUACGUAUUGAAACAGGACCAAAACACAUACUUUUAUUUUGAAGCGCAACAUUAUGUCUCUUUGUUUUCAUCCUCUAUUUAUACCAGAAACAUCUGCUGUUGCUCACAGAUGUUAGCGAUUGUCAGAAACGUGUCAGACUGUUUCCCAUUCGCACCAAUAAUCUCCCCGAAUGUGAGAAAUUAUUAUUAUUAUUUUUAUGACUAACAAUACAGUUGUCUCUAAAGUCUUGACAAACGCACAAAUAUUACACAUUACACAAAAAAUAUAUUUAACAUUUUUAUUUAAUCUAAAAAAAUAUAUGUAAAAAUGAUGGAUACAUGAAUAUUAAAUAUAUUAAUUCAACAUAUUUUAUUUUUAUGAAUUACUUUUCAAAAUCUUCAAUUGGAUUUUUUUUUGUAAAUGUACAGUAUAUUAAAUGAUUGCAAUUGAAUUCACAUAAUUAUUUAAUAUAUUUGAUUUGUGAAUCUUCAACAACUCACAAUGCAAUUCGAUUUUAAUUCUCAGGGUGACAAUUCAAUUACGAAUUUAUUCCCGAUUCAGACUAAUUUUGCAAUACACUGUUUUGUAAAUAAGACCUUUUCAAAGCUGCUUUUGGCUGCUAACAUAUGACAAACGUGCAGUGAAUGGAGCGGAAAUGGCCCAAAAGAACGUAUUUUUAGGAAUGUAUUCUUGCAAAUGUUUUAUUUAUUCAGACUCAUAAUAGGUAAAUUUGCAAUUCGGAUGUCAAAUUAUUUUUUUAGCUCUACAAUUUAUUUUUAGCUAAAUAAACUAGUGUUGUACAGAGUGUGUGUAUUAGCAGUGUAUAUGAUAUGUCCAGACUUUAGGGACAUUUUGUGUAUUGUUGAUCAAAACUAACCAAUCAGGUUUGAUUGAUCUUUGACAAUAAGGGAUUCUUUUGGAUUGCUGUUGAGCAGAAGACGAAUGAUGAGAAUGUUCCACUCUUCUGACUGUUUUGUUGCUAAUGUUCACGUUAUUAACAUAAAUUUCACUCUUUUAUAGCAAAACAUGAUAAUGCUCAUCAUUCCAUUUUCCCAGGAAAUAGAUCAUCAUUUGCAUAAUUUUUUCUAUUAAAGGAAUCCAAGUUGCAUGUUUGCAACUUUGUAUGUAGUAGAGAACUGUGAACCACUACUUUUACAUUCUUUGUGUGAUUACCUGUUGAAAUUCAAAACAACAACCUGGAAAGACCAUUUUUUAAUUAGGGAUGGGCAUAAUAACCAAUUCUUCCAUGGCAUCAAGUAUUCUUUAAGUAGUAUUGUCAAAUGAUUCAUUUUUUUAAUCAGAUUACCCACACUCAUGGAUUUGAAUCAAUUAUUACUCACUUGCAUAAUUUAGAUCAAUUUGAAAAACAAAAUAUAUAUAUAUAUUUUUUUUUAAUGACAAAAAUAAGAUUUUAUUGUCAGAAAGGAGCAUGUACAUUCAAUAUUAAUUGCAAGAUUAAUCUGCAUAUAUACAUAAUGUGAUUAUUUUUGUGAUUAAUCACAGGAGUUAAGUCGUUAUUUUUGACAGCCUCAGUUUUAAGGCUCAGUAUGUGAACGGGGGAUUGUGAUGUAUAAUGUAAAGCACUUUAGGUGUCAUUCCAGGUAUAGUAAAGCGCUAUAUAAAUAUAGAGCAAUUACCAUUCACCAUUUAAGGUUAAAUUUAGAAUUAUGAUUAAGAUUAUUUUUCAGGAUUGGAUUAAGGAUUCGGAAUAAAGUUAAGGUAGGAUUGUAACAAUAUGAAUUGUUCAUAUUAUUGUGUUCAAAAAGUACUUGCACACACACACACAGAUUAGCCCAAAAAGCGCUUAGCGCACUAGCUUGUUUCUCCAGGAAAUGAGCAGUAUCACCGUCUGCGAGUUUAUCACAGUGCGGUUAUGUAUCAUGGUUUUAUGAUAAUUUUUAGUGAUGCAAAUCUUACUACAAAUCAUCAUUGAAUUACAUUCCAAUUUUCGGGGUGAUGAUUUGAGUCCUAAGAUUCUUGCUUGAACAUGAUUUUCAAUUCAAAGCUACACUUGCAAUACAUUCAUUAUUUUAUAUAUAUA